This is a messenger RNA of Astyanax mexicanus (Mexican tetra), 3324 nucleotides long. RefSeq names its product leucine zipper transcription factor-like 1 (gene lztfl1). The transcript has 10 exons. Lineage: Eukaryota; Metazoa; Chordata; Actinopteri; Characiformes; Acestrorhamphidae. Gene Ontology annotation, biological process: negative regulation of protein localization to cilium. Bases 246 to 1142 code for a protein of 298 amino acids. The record is from RefSeq and is a predicted model, not a curated record. Gene Ontology annotation, cellular component: cytoplasm.
CUGUUCCGUUUCCAAGAGCAACAGACGGCCAAACUCGACACAGCUAACCCAACAGCUCCCGGCUAACCGGCUAACAUUCACCCAAACACUCAGUAAACACAGAGACAGAUAGCACUGACCGAUCUAGUGCUGGGUUUAGAGCUCCGUGCCUUUCUGUACUUCUGUUCCUUUAGAUUAUUUUACAUUCUUAGGCCUUUAUAUUCUGAGUUUCCCUGAGCAACACAGCCGCUGUUCAUCCUGCUGUAAUGGCUGAUUUUGGGUUUAACGAGCACCACCAGAAUGAGGUAAUAAACUACAUGCGCUUUGCUCGUUCAAAGAGGCUUCUGAGACUCAAGACUAUUGACUCCUGUUUUCAGGACCUCAAAGACAGCAGGCUUGUAGAGGAGACGUUCACAGUGGACGAGGUGACUGACAUGCUGGAUGGUCUGCAGGUGGUGGUUCGUGGGGAAGUGGAGAUGGAGCUGAUUAACACGGCACACACCAACGUGCUGCUGCUGCGCCAGCUUUUCUCCCAGGCUGAGAAGUUCUACCUUCGGCUGCAGACUGAUAUCUCUGAGUUGGAGAACAGAGAAUUACUAGAGCAAGUAGCAGAGUUUGAAAAAACUGACUUCAAAUCCAACAGUAAGGGAAACCAGGAAUCCAGUAAACCUAAGUUAGCCCCACUAAAUGAGGGAGGAGUGUCUGAGCUACUGAACAAGGAGAUUUCUAGACUUCAGGAGGAGAAUGAUAAGCUGAGGACGAGGCUACGCACUUUGGAAAGCCAGGCCAUGAGUGCUCUGGAUGAGCGGUCCAAGGCUGAGAGGGCCCUGAAGGACCUUCAGAAGAUCCAGGGAGAUCAACAGCGUGCAUUGUGCGCUCAGGAGCUCUCCAAUCUGGAGGACACAGUGGCAGCCAUGCAGGCCGACUUUGAGAAAUCACUGAACGCCAACGUAGCCUCACAGAAGGAGCUACAGGACAACCUGGUUUCAGCUAAACACGACCUGCUUCGGGUUCAGGAGCAGCUUUCUCUCGCUGAGAAGGAGUUAGAAAAGAAGUUUCAGCAGACGGCUGCAUAUCGGAACAUGAAGGAAAUCCUAAGUAAGAAGAAUGACCAGAUUAAGGAUCUCAGAAAAAGACUACAGAGAUAUGAGUCGGAUGAGUGAAGUCUUCCCCCAUAGAAAACUUCAACCAAGUGCAACGAGGGACUAUAAUGGACACAAAAGGAGCUAGAGUCAGUUUUGUAAUUGAUGCUAUACCGCUAUAUUGGCAAGGGACCAAAGAAUGAAACACAAGACGGACUAACGGGGACUUUUUUUGGAAUUGCUGACACUCUUUAAGUUCCUCUUCAGCAAAAUCUACCUUCUCAUAAGGCUUUAAACCUAUUAGCAGAUAUGAUGUUUUUCACAGUGGUUAGGAAUAUUACUCAGAGUGCUGUGAAAAAAAAAUAUUUGCCCAAUUUUUGGUUUCGUGUUUUGCUUUGCAUAUUUGUCAACGUGACUGGUUUAAAAUCUCCUGAAAGGAACCUUGGCAAAAACAUUUUUUGUUUGUUUAUCUAACAUGCAUGUCACUUACCCAUGAGAAAAACAAAAAUGGCCCUCAGACAUGACAAUGAUUAAUCAAAGAAAUUUUUAUCUGUAACAAGGUUUAGCUGAUUGACGAUGAGCCAACCAUGCUGAACAUAAAGCUAAUUUGUAGAGGUUUUUCAUUACUUUAGAGUGAAAUGGCCACCAUUUUUUUAUAAGCAAGCAUAGCCAAGCAUAAAACACAUAAAGAUAAAGCUAUUUAAAUAUAUUAGUCUGAAAUGAGUUAAAACAACAUUUAGUGCUUUACCAAAGCUUUUAUCUCUAAACUGAGAGCCCUAGAAACAGUUGUGAAUCCUUCAGAGUGGCCAGUCAGGCAUUAUGUUCCCAAGGGUUAAUAAGCCAGCAAUUCAUGAAGAAAGUCACUGAUGGUUCCAGGGGAACAUCCAAGAACUGCAGAUCUUUUCAGCCUCAGCUUAGCAGAAAACAAAAUUAGACUCUUUAUUUGUGUGGUAUAUACAUGAUCUGAACUUGUCCUGGUAAACAUUUGUGAAAUCCUGACAAAAACAGCAAAAAGUGCUGUUGCAGGGCCUUAACAAAGCAGUUCAGGUUUGAAAACUAACCAUUAUAUUUGAAUUUAAAGCAGUUUUGAGAAGAAAAGACUGCUCAAAUUGCUUUACCACAAUAUGAAAGCCUGAUAAAAUUAUAGUCAAUGGAUGGCUGCAGUUUUUGUCGCUAAAGUUUAUGCCCCAAAUGUGAUUUGCUAGAUUUAUCACUUCAUAAAUAAAUGAAAUAUCAAUUUUCAAUGUUUUUGCUUUGGUAAGGAUUCAUUUUUCCCAGUGAUCUAUUCAGUUGGAAGAUCUAAAAGCAUUCACUUUUACAAAUAUGCUUUAAUGGGUAAAAUGCAUACAAAGCCACUUUUUUUUUUCGUAUACCUCUUUGGUUGCAUUUAUAAUCACUGCAGCUUGACAUUCAUAAAAUUGUGCAGCUUUUAUUAGUACUUUGAUAUUUUGCACAAGUGUUGUGCAUAAUUAGCUGGAGAGGAUUUUUUUCUUGCCUAAGUCCCCUGUGUCCAUAUGGUUUCUUAUUUUCAUUCUUCUUGUUUUUAAAAUCCAUAUUUAUGCAUUAGGUACACAGCGACAGUAGCUAGUGACAAUAAUUCAUAUAGUCCUAACGGAGAGAGUAGCAUAGUAGAACUACAUUAAUUGAGCAUUUUAAUGUUUAUCCGUUUUUGCUUUUGUUUAUUUCUGUAUUUAUUUUGUGCUUUAUUUUGCUAACUGUAGUUGAACAUUUUGCAGCAUUAAUAAGUCAUUUCUUUUUUGUUUUAUGCCUCAUGUUACAAAUUUAUAACAUAUGUUGCAUUUCACAACUUAAUCUGAAUGUACUUUUCUACUCAACAUUAUUUGCAGACCAGUUAGAAUGUCCAGUGUAGAAAAGUAUAGAAAAGACACUUUAAGAUAUUUCCUGUGUUGCACAAUCCACUAGAUGCUCUAGCCCUAAUCUAUUUUUGUAAGACUUCCAUCCAUUUACACCUUUCAGAAGCUCUGACUGACUGUAUUUAUGAAGUAGCCACCUGAGGUUGUGUGUGUGCAUAUGUGUGUGUGUGUAUGUGUUACCGUAAUGGUAGUGAUGAUGUAAUGGUACUGUAUGUUUGUGGUGCUGGUGGUGAAUUCAUAAAGCAUUACAGCACAGCUGCUUUUGUUUCUCAGCUGUUGAUAACGUUCUAUAUGAAACUCUGUUACUGAUCAGUUCUAUCUCUGCUAUAUAGGAUUUUACUGUGUCAAAUGCAGUGUCAUCCAUAAUAAACCAUUUCAGUCAGUAUAAA